Molecule: messenger RNA, 1362 nt
Organism: Ascoidea rubescens DSM 1968
Lineage: Eukaryota; Fungi; Ascomycota; Saccharomycetes; Ascoideales; Ascoideaceae
Gene: AXL2
Product: Axl2p
Exons: 1
Cellular component (GO): membrane
Molecular function (GO): calcium ion binding
Source: RefSeq, a predicted model, not a curated record
CCCUCAAUCGGCUUCCCCUUCCAACACCAGCUACCACCCAUAGCAAGAGUAAACCAAUAUUACACAUUCACCCUAAAUAAUCAAACCUUUAUUCCCUCCUCCUCUUCUUCCCCCAUCUUAAACUACUACAUCGACCACCUACCCAAUUGGCUCUCCUUCAACCAAAACAAUUUCACCUUAUCUGGAACCCCUUCUUCAAAUCACGUCUCAGAUAACAUAUUUUUCUCUUUAACUGCUUCAGAUUCUACUGGCAACAUUUCUCAAUCUUGCUCAAUUAUAGUCUCUCAAAACUCUUCUCCCCAACUAAACUCUUCUUUAUCAAUUUCAUCCCAAUUAUCAAACUAUGGUCAAACAAAUGGCCUUGAUGGCUUAAUUAUAAUACCAGGCCAAUCUUUCUCACUUUCAAUCGACCCCAAUAUUUUUUCUUCAAAUUCAUCCCUAACUUACUAUGGCAGAUAUUCAAUGAGAACUUCUCUCCCAAGCUUCAUCAACUUUGAUUCAGCCAAUUUGACCUUCUAUGGAACUGCCCCUUCAGUCAAUUCCCAAAUUGCCCCCAGUCUUGAAUACCCUCUUGUUUUAAUCGCAUCAGAUUAUGAGGGCUUUUCUGCUCUCGAAACACAAUUUAAAUUAAUCAUUGGCGCCCACCAACUAUCAACUUCAAUCAACUCCAUAAUCAACAUCCCCAUAUCCACAAACUAUUCCUUCACCUACCCAAUUCCCCUAUCCGAUAUCUAUCUUGAUAACCAGCAAAUAUCCCAUCAAAAUAUCUCUGCCAUCACUUUGCCACCAGAAACUCCCACCUGGAUUCAAAUCGAUACCGACUACAACAUCCAUGGAACUGUCCCCAAUAACCAAACUGAAAAUCUCGAUUUCAUCCUUUCGAUUUACAACAUCUACGACGACUAUAUCAAUCUCCCUUUUCAAUUAAAUGUAUCUAGCUUAUAUGAUCAUAACGAUAUCGAUAACGAUAACGAUAACGACAACCAAGAUGCUCUCAGCCGCCUCUUCACAGUCGAUUCUCUCAACAACGUCACUGCCGUCCCCGGCUCUUUUUUCACACACGCCUUGAAUGAAUCUCUUUUCACCUCCCUCUCCCAAACCCUCGUCACUGCUGAAUUUGCUUCUCAUGCUGCCUGGUUAUCUUUUCACUCUUCCAAUUUGACUUUCAACGGAAAUGUUCCCGACUCUUUUGAGUCUUUGCAAGUCCUGCUAAUAGCAUCGUUGAACACCAACUAUUUCUAUCAUAAAAGAGAUCUGUUCACCAAUCAAUUGUCUUUUACAAUUAUCAGCAAUGGUCUGGAUGUAGCCCCCAUUUCCUCUGGAACUAACUCAGAUACAAAAACAUCCUCCUCAAAUAGCUCA